This is a messenger RNA of Crotalus tigris (Tiger rattlesnake), 942 nucleotides long. RefSeq names its product olfactory receptor 10AG1-like. The transcript has a single exon. Gene Ontology annotation, cellular component: membrane. Gene Ontology annotation, molecular function: G protein-coupled receptor activity; olfactory receptor activity. Gene Ontology annotation, biological process: G protein-coupled receptor signaling pathway. Bases 1 to 942 code for a protein of 313 amino acids. Lineage: Eukaryota; Metazoa; Chordata; Lepidosauria; Squamata; Viperidae. The record is from RefSeq and is a predicted model, not a curated record.
AUGAAAAAAGGCAGCCAGUCCUGUCUCACCGAGAUUAUCCUUCUAGGCUUCUCAGAUUUCCAGUCUAUGCGAGAACUUCUUUUCUACCUGGCCCUAAUAUUCUAUUUUAUGGCCUUGGUGGGCAACAGUUUGAUCUUGCUCCUCAUCUUUCUCAGUCCUACCCUUCACACGCCAAUGUAUUUCUUCCUCUGGAACUUGUCCUUUUUGGAAAUUGGCUACACUUCCUCCAUCAGCCCAAAGAUGCUAGCGAACUUAUUAUCAGAGAAGCAAAGUAUAUCCUUUUGGGGCUGUGGCUAUCAAAUGUGUUUUUUCCUUCUCUUCGGUGUCACUGAGUGUUGUCUUUUUUGUGUCAUGGCAUAUGACCGCUAUGUUGCCAUUUGCAAACCCUUGCAGUACCCAUAUAUCAUGAACUACAGGGAAUGUGCUAAGCUUGCUGCUACCUCAUGGGCCAUGGGUAUAUCGUUGGGUUUGGGGCAUUCAAUUUCAAUCUUCACCCUUCCCUUCUGUGGGUCAAAUAGAAUCAGCCAUUUCUUUUGUGAUCUUAUGCCUGUUCUGAGACUGGCUUCUACCAAUACCUACAAAAAUGAGGUGGCCAUUGCCAUUUUAACAGUGGUAGUUGACCUGACACCUUUUUUGCUCAUUCUUGUUUCUUACACCCUCAUUAUCUUCACUAUUCUCAGAAUGCCAAUGGCCAAGAAUAGACGCAAAGCAUUUUCAACUUGUUCCUCACAUCUCACUGUUGUCUUCAUUUUCUAUGGAACUGUCAUUUUUACUUACAUUCAUCCAAAUUCAGAAUAUUCUGUGGACACUAACAGAUUUCUUGCCCUGCUCUACACAGUAAUGACCCCAAGCUUGAACCCCAUCAUUUAUAGCUUGAGGAACAAAGAGAUAAAAGCUGCUUUCAUGAAAUUAGUAACCAAGAAAACAGUCUUCAUGAGGUAA